Cantharellus anzutake is the source of this 876-nucleotide messenger RNA. RefSeq lists its product as uncharacterized. The record is from RefSeq and is a predicted model, not a curated record. NCBI's taxonomy places the organism in Eukaryota, Fungi, Basidiomycota, Agaricomycetes, Cantharellales, Hydnaceae. The coding region runs from base 1 to 876 and encodes 291 amino acids. The transcript has a single exon.
AUGGUGAUUAUUUCUUGGGUGUGGACGACACAUCAGCUGAUAGGUGUUGUGUUUAAACUCCCUUUUGCAGACGACUGCCCAUCAUUGAGGACAAGAAUGGAAAUGCUGUCCCAUCACGGUGUUCCUGUUUUCGGUGUUCAGGUCAUUGGGAGUGGGGGUAGUCUUUGGCAAGAUUUCGUGCCAUGGUGCAGGACAGAUUUUAAAACUUAUGCGAUGGCAGUUCAGUCUGCAUCCCUUCCAGCAGUACAGCCAAGGGGCAUCAUUUUCAAGCAGCUCAAGUUCACACCUGCUUGCCCAAUACCCUGGAUCAUCAGGCCAACCCAUGGCUACCCUGGUUUAUGGGACCCCUCAAUCAUGAUGGAAUUGGCCCUUGCAGAUGUACUUUAUCCUAGCCAUAAUCCACUUUACACAGAAGGGGAACUGUGUUGGUUGAUUAAAUCUUUUUUCGGCCAUAACCUCUUUCCUGUCAUGCCUCCUCCAUCCCCUCUGCCACGGUGUCCAUCCUCCCCUACACUUAAACCAGUGCAUACCUGGCAUGAUAGUGUUGGAGGCUCUAGCAACAACAAAUUUUACCCUCAUUUCAAGCCUCCCCAUCAGGAACAUGAUAAGGACUCAUCCGAUUAUGAAGAAAGGGUGACUGUGGUGGCUCAAAAGUUUUCAGAUGAGCAGCAGAGUGUGGAUGCUGCCUGCCAACUCUUGCAAAUGCAUGGGACGACGACAGAGAUGCCAUUGAAAGAUGCCAAGGGAUUUGGGAUCGAGGACAUGGGAAAAAGAAGAGGCAACUGUCAGCCCAUGAUUACCAUAUCAUCAGCAAUUGGCAUAAGUACAGACCUGAUCAAGAGUUUGCCAAACGAAGCCGAAAUUAUGGGAUCAUGA